CGGCAGCAUAAAUUCCUUUAGAGAAACAAGAGAUUGAAGAAAGGGCCCUCGUUUACUUUAAGAGUUGGCUAGUUUGAUCUGUUUCCACUACGCCUGAUUAAAGAUGGAGCGAGCACUGUGUAAAGCAAAAACGGCAGAGAAUUUAGAAAAGUACGACGACGUCGUAUCAAGCAUGAAAGAGUUCAUUGAACUAGGAGGCGACAUACAUGAAGCUCAGAACAGGAACCUACUCUCAGUUGGGUACAAGAACACGGUUGGGGUGCAUAGAAAUGCCUGGAGGACCAUCUCCAGUUUAGAAAAGGCGGAUAGUAAAGAGACGGAGAAAGAGAUAUUGAAAGAGUACAAGAAACAAGCUGUCGACGAGAUUGUUAAGAUCUGCACUGAUGCUGUGGAUCUUAUUACUAAUAAGCUUCUUCCCGGGGCUCAGACAACAGAAUGUAAGGUCUUCUAUCACAAGAUGAAGGGAGACUAUUAUCGUUACAUGGCUGAGGUCGUGGACGGAGAUGACAAAGAAGAUAAGAAAGAAAAAGCAAAGGAAGCGUAUCAAGAGGCAGUCAAGGCCUCGGAGGACUUGGGUAAAACUGACCCAAUACGACUGGGCCUGGCUCUUAAUUUCUCUGUCUUUUAUUACGAGAUUUUAAACGAUUCCGAGGAAGCCUGCAAACUGGCAAAGAAAGCUUUUGACGACGGGAUAGAUGAGCUUGAUACUCUAAGCAGUACCAGUGCCUAUAAGGAUAGCACUCUCAUCCUCCAGCUGUUACGUGACAAUCUGAACCUUUGGACUACAGAGGAUAAAGAUGAAGAUGCGGAAGAAGCUAGUUAACUUGAUAAACUUUACCAAUUACUAAUGCGUGCCUCUGUGAGUGUGUGUGUGUGUGUGUGUAGCAGCUUUAUUAGCAAAUGACUCUUGUUAGUAUUAACUUACAUCUAUUAGUGAUUAAUUUUUAUUUUUUUAAUUGAUUUAAUUAUCUUC
Messenger RNA from Amphimedon queenslandica, 973 nucleotides. RefSeq names its product 14-3-3-like protein. Lineage: Eukaryota; Metazoa; Porifera; Demospongiae; Haplosclerida; Niphatidae. Bases 104 to 823 code for a protein of 239 amino acids. The transcript has a single exon. The record is from RefSeq and is a predicted model, not a curated record.